Molecule: messenger RNA, 1328 nt
Organism: Gastrolobium bilobum
Lineage: Eukaryota; Viridiplantae; Streptophyta; Magnoliopsida; Fabales; Fabaceae
Exons: 3
Coding region: 81-1085 (334 amino acids)
Source: RefSeq, a predicted model, not a curated record
AGAAGAUCAUGCAGUGGACAACCAAUUGGGCGAACAUCACUUGGCAGAUAAUGAUAUGAUCACUCAUGUAGAGGCUCCUAAUGCAUGGACACGCUGGAGGGAUGAUUUGGCGCAGGAGAUGUUUAAGACGUGGAGGACACAUGGCUGAAGCAAGUCAACCUUUGAGGAAGCGAGUAAACCACACUUGGACAAAUGAAGAAGACAAAGUACUUGUAGAUUGUCUCCUUGAAAUUGGUCAAAAUUGGAAGGGAGACAAUGGAUUCAAGCCUGGAUUUGCAAUUCAUCUAGAGAAGAUGAUUCAUGAUAGGAUUCCCGGAUGUGCAUUGAAAUCUACCCCGCACAUCACAUCCAGAAUUAAAUUGUUAAAAAGGCAUUACAAUGCCAUCUGCGAAAUGAUCAGCCUGACUGGUGGAAGCGGUUUCGACUGGAAUGAUAAGCACAAAAUGAUUGAUGUGGAUAGGCAAAUAUAUGAUGAUUGGGUGAAGACCCAUCCAAAUGCAAAAGGGCUCUACAAAAAGCCUUUUCCUUACUUUGAUAUGUUAGCACCAAUAUUUGGUAAGGAUAUGGCAACUGGUCAAGAUGCUGUAGGUCCAGAAGAUGCUGCCCAAGAUGUAGACAAAGAAGCUGCCAUUAAUGAUAAGUGUGGGUCAAUUGCAGAUGAUAUGUAUGACCAAAUGGACGACUAUACCCAAACACCGUUUUUUAAUCCAAUUCCUGAAGAUCCAACUGAAGAGGGUAUGGCACAUUCUCCUGUGUCUGUUUCUGUUGCAAAAAAAGGAAAGAAAAGAGGCAGAAGCGAGGAUCCAGUUAUUUUAGUGGUGGCUGAUGCAAUGAAGGACCUUACUCAGAGUUAUCGAGAGGGGAAUGAAGUUAUGAAGGAAAUGGUUAAGAAUCAAGGUGAAGAAAGGGCUUUAAGGAUGACAAUCAUUGAAGAGAUAAAAAAGUUGGAAGAUUUAACAUUGCCUCAAAUUGUUAAGGUUGCUAUGCUUAUGGGGAAGGACAACAAUAUAACAAAUAUUUUCAUGCAAGGUGGCAAAGAGGAAAGACAGUUGGUCGUGGAAUCAUUAUUGGACAAUUCUCAGUAAAUGAUGGUGAUGAAGUAUUUUUUUGUUAAGCUUUGGGUAUAUAUCGCUGUUAAUGAUCCCAUGGAGAUUAUUUUGCUAACUACUUGUAAGUGGAAGUUUACAUGAAAGAUGUUAAUAUUUUGGGAAGCCACCGUGGAUGUAUUAAUAUUUUGGGUAACCACCGUGGAUGUAUAUGGCUGUCCAUAUGUUUAUGUUUUAGUCUUUUUGCAAUUAAUGCUAUACUUAAUGGUAUUUUAUGGAUGU